UUUCGAAAGUGACAUUAUUAUUAUUAUCAUAUCGGAAAAUCCCAAAGAAAACACAGGUUUCGCUUCUUUAGGAACAAAGCCUCGCUCUUUUUUGGCGGUAAGGUUUCGCCUUUUGUUUUUGUGAAAUUCAGGCGCCAGUUCUCAAUUUUUGGAUGGCGCUUUCCGCUUCCUCAGUACCCAUUAUCUCUUUUAAUCGAAUUCCAAUAUCUUCCUCUUCUUCGCUUUCUUUCCCAUCAUCACUUUUGGGUCCUUUCAAAAGCAAUCAACAGAGCUUGAAGACGGAGCAUCUGAGCUCAAAUGGACGGUUGGUGUUCAACUGCUUGUCUUCUCCUGAAAUCGGUCCUACCUCAAAUUCCAUGGACCUAAGGCGGUCACCAAUGCCACCUAUGACAAAUAUUGGAAUGCCAAUGAGUGAAACCAGCAUGUCCAAACCAUCUUAUAAAUGGCAAAGGGUAUUGCUUAAAGUUAGUGGAGAAGCACUAGCUGGAGAUCAUGCACAAAACAUUGAUCCAAAGAUUACAAUGGCUAUUGCAAGAGAGGUUGCAGAAGUGACUCGCCUUGGUGUCGAGGUUGCUAUUGUGGUUGGCGGGGGAAAUAUCUUCUGUGGAUCCUCUUGGGCAGGAAGCAGUGGGCUUGAUCGUUCAUCUGCUGAUUACAUUGGAAUGUUGGCCACUGUCAUGAAUGCUAUAUUUCUUCAAGCAACAAUGGAGAGUAUUGGCAUUCCAACACGUGUACAAACUGCAUUUCGGAUGUCAGAGGUUGCAGAGCCAUAUAUACGUCGAAGGGCUGUGAGGCAUUUGGAGAAAGGAAGAGUUGUAAUUUUCGCUGCUGGAACUGGGAAUCCAUUCUUCACCACAGAUACUGCUGCAGCCCUUCGUUGUGCAGAAAUCAAUGCAGAGGUCGUGCUAAAAGCUACAAAUGUUGAUGGCGUCUAUGAUGAUGACCCCAGGAAUAACCCAAAUGCUUGUCUAAUGGAUACAUUAACGUAUCAUGAGGUGACUUCAAAAGAUCUUUCCGUAAUGGACAUGACUGCGAUUACUUUGUGCCAAGAAAAUAAUAUUCCUGUGGUUGUCUUCAAUCUAUCCAAACCAGGUAACAUUGCGAAAGCCAUAAAGGGAGAGAGGGUUGGUACAUUAAUAGGUGGAAUUCAGAAUUCAACAGUGGCAAGGACAUAAAAAGGACACCAGCCAUACUUGCCUGUUGGUGGUUUGGUUUCUGUGAGUUUUUAUUUGAUGGUAAUUGGCAAUUCAAUGCUCAAGCUGAACCAAGUCUCAGCCUCCCAGCUUUGGAAGUUCCCUGGAGUUUUUACGUUUAAAAAGGAGAAGAUGAAUAUUGAACAUUGACAAUUUUUGUACCAAAAUUAUGAAAAAUAGUAGACUUAUUGUAAACGCCACUCGGGAUUUUGU
Messenger RNA from Rubroshorea leprosula, 1406 nucleotides. NCBI's taxonomy places the organism in Eukaryota, Viridiplantae, Streptophyta, Magnoliopsida, Malvales, Dipterocarpaceae. The record is from the annotation of a GenBank genome assembly.